UAUCUAUCUCUCUCUGUCAUUGUUUUGCUGCACAAGUUUGGCCGUCAGCACCGUCAUCGUCGCCGUGUAAUGGCGACGGGAUGGGUCAAGUCCCUGCAUUGCAAGUCUAACGCCGUGGAAGACGUCGUCUAUCCGCCGACGCCGUCGUCCAAGAAGCCGCUGCUCUCCACCGUCUCUUGCAGCAACUCCUCUCACGCUGUUAAGGACGUCGUCUUCCUCUUCCCCAAGCAACCCCGCUCCUCCUCCUCCUCCUAUGCGCUGAACAAGAAGCCACUGCCCGAGACGACGCAGAACCACAAUCGCAAGCAGAGGCCCGCAAGAGCGUCUCCGUCGACGCCGGCGCACGGGCUCGUGCGGCCCGUCCACGCGGACCCGUUCCCGACGAUGGAGGAGCUGCCGAAGGGCCACUCCUCGCGGCGGGUGGUGGAGAUCAUCUUCAGCUCGAGCUGGUCCGCUUCCGCCGGGGGCGCGUUCCCGGGCGAGAUCGAGAUGCUCUUCCGGGUCGACAACCCGGCCUGGACGCUAGCCCGGUUCGAGGAGCACCGCGCGGCGGUCCGCGGUCGGGCCGUCGAUGGCGCCCGCUGCGCCGCGGACGGGAACGAGGUGUUGAGGUUCCACCUCGGGCGCGGCGCCGGCGGCGUGUACGACGCCGGGGUGGCGCGUGACGUGGUGCGGUCGUCGGCCGGGGGGAAGGCGAAGGGGGUCCGAACCUUCGCGGGGAGCGGCGGCGCGCACGCGAGUGGCGACGGCGGGGACGGUCGGAAGGGGAUGUUGGUGUGCCGGGUCAUCGCGGGCCGCGUCAGGGGCGAGUCGGACCACACCGAGUCGGACGCCGACUCGGUGAGCCUGGGCAACGGGGAGCUCGUAGUAUUCGAUCCCAGAGCGGUCCUCCCCUGCUUCCUUAUCAUCUACAAGCUCUAAACUCAACCCUCAACAAUGGCUUUCUCCCUUUCGUCUUCAAAGAUGUCUUCUUUUCUGGUGGUCAUCCUCCAACUCGGCUUACCGACCCGGCGAUGCCAAUGACUGUGGGGAGACGGUCUGAUCGUGUAAAAAUCCCUCUUUUUGGCACAGGUAUAGAAUUUUUGUCUGUUCUUGGUGUGCUUGAGUGUGACUGAGGCAUAUUGUCUGUGUUACAAGAAACCUGCAUCUUGUGAUGUUAGAUCUACUUGGGCAAAUGGUAGGACCAGUGUUCUCGACUUGCUAAGGGGAGCAAGAAUCCGCGAAGGUGAAGGAUCUGAGGUCCACUGCUCUGAUGAGAUUUGUCGAGUAUAGUGCAGCAUAUCGGUAACUUGAGAUUUUGUUGGAUCUUCUCAAUAUGUAUCAUGUGGUCAAUUCUAUAUUUAUGUGAGAU
Messenger RNA from Musa acuminata subsp. malaccensis (wild Malaysian banana), 1351 nucleotides. Lineage: Eukaryota; Viridiplantae; Streptophyta; Magnoliopsida; Zingiberales; Musaceae. The record is from RefSeq and is a predicted model, not a curated record.